Messenger RNA from Pistacia vera, 936 nucleotides. RefSeq lists its product as uncharacterized. NCBI's taxonomy places the organism in Eukaryota, Viridiplantae, Streptophyta, Magnoliopsida, Sapindales, Anacardiaceae. The record is from RefSeq and is a predicted model, not a curated record. Bases 70 to 645 code for a protein of 191 amino acids. The transcript has a single exon.
CCUCCUUCAUGCCAAAUCAUUGCUUUUUAUUCAUUUCUCUCAAAGAUUUUAUUUUAUUAAAAAGUAAACAUGAAGAACAAGGCUUCCGGGUUCUUGAAGCAGAUAAUCUCGCUUAUAACUACAAUAGCCAAGGCGAAGACACUGGCUCUCAAGACCAAAACCAGGGCUAUCAAGACCCGCUUGAUUAUAUUCUCCUUGUUGAGGAACAAGAAGAUUAUGAUGAGCUCCAUCUCCGACAAGCUCCGUGUCCUGAUGGGGCAGCAGCAUGAAGACAAGACGAAGCAAGAUGGCGACGAUCAACCUGAAGGGAAUAAUGCUAUUGUGCUCUAUAAUGCCAUGUCUCACGAAUCUCUUCCCAAUCCGUCUCACACAGAGUUCCUGGAUUAUGAUUAUGAUUAUGAUAAUAACAAGUAUCCGGACCUUACCCACUCCCUGUUUGAAGCUGAAGAUCUCGACUCUGAGGAUCCUGGAGGGUCUGUGAUAGACUUGGUGAAGAACUCAAAGCCGGAAGGGGAAGAGUUCAAGCUGGAAGACGAGAUAGACCAUGUUGCGGAUUUGUUCAUAAAGAGAUUCCAUCGUCAGAUGAGGAUACAGAAGCAACUUUCCUUCAAGAGGUAUCAGGAAAUGCUCGAAAGAAGCACCUGAUUUUCGUUAUUUGAUUCUUGUCUCAUCGAGAUUCAUUAAAAUGGUGAAGAUCAUGAAACUCUAAUUAAACCAACAUGGACGUACGAUUCAAUGAUAUAUACAGCUUUUCCAUGAAGAGUGUACUUAAUUUUCAGUUAGUAUUAUAAUCAUAGGUUAAAAACUGACGGUGUUGAGAUUGUAACUUUGUGGGGCAAUAAGAAGAGAUGUGGCUCAAUUUUAUCGAGCCAUUUCUGUGUAUGCUUUCUUGUAAUGUUCACACAUUUAAUAUAUACAGUACUUUGUUUUGCUAAA